Molecule: messenger RNA, 942 nt
Organism: Wickerhamiella sorbophila
Lineage: Eukaryota; Fungi; Ascomycota; Dipodascomycetes; Dipodascales; Trichomonascaceae
Product: rRNA-processing protein EBP2
Exons: 1
Coding region: 1-942 (313 amino acids)
Biological process (GO): rRNA processing; ribosomal large subunit biogenesis
Cellular component (GO): nucleolus; nuclear periphery; preribosome, large subunit precursor
Source: RefSeq, a predicted model, not a curated record
AUGGGUCUCGGAGACUCGAUUAAAAGGUUGUCGCAAUCGUUAGGAUUCGGCAAAGCUGAAGACGCUUCUGAAGAAAAGCCAGGUCUUGAUAUCAGUCGACUCCAGGAGAGCGACAGCGAGAGUGAGAUUGACCAGGAUCAGGGGAAUGACUCCGAAAGUGAGGAGGAGAUCGAGGAGGAGGAUAUGCCACUCAGUGAGGCUGAGCUCGACGAUGACGCGGAUGUGGUUCCUUUCCAGAAGGUCACUAUCAACAAUCGCCCUGCUUUGAAGCAAGCGCUGAAGUCCAUCGAGCUUCCCGCUGAGGCUAAGACCAACUUCAUCGAGCAUAUGACCAUUACUGCUGAUUCUGCUGUUGUGCUUAAGGAUAUCUAUGAUGAUACGGAACGCGAGCUUGCAUUCUACAAGCAAGCUCUCGAGGCUGCUUCCUCUGGGCGUAAGAAGUUCAAGAAGCUCAAGCUGCCUUUUUCACGGCCUGAAGAUUACUUUGCGGAGAUGGUGAAGAGUGACGAGCAUAUGGAGAAACUCAAGCAGAAGCUCAUUACCGAAGAGACGGCCAAGAAGGCCUCCCAGGAAGCUCGUCGCCAACGUGAGCUCAAGAAGUUUGGCAAGAAGGUCGAACAUGCUAAGCUCCAGGAACGUCAAAAGGAGAAGCGUGAUACUCUUGACAAAAUCAAGAACCUUAAACGUAAACGCGCAAAUGAUGAUGUCAGUACAGACCAGUUCGACGUUGAGAUCGAGGAUGCUCUGCGUGAUAAAAAGCAGGAGCGUGAUUCCAAGUUCAAGCUAGGCAACACAAAGCGCCAAGCCAAAAACCAAAAGUAUGGAUUCGGUGGUAAAAAGAGCGGAAGCAAGCGUAACACUUCAGAGAGUACUAUGGAUAUCAGCAGCUUCCAGCACAGCCGUAAGCAGAGCCGUCCAGGAAAGAGCCGUCGUCACAAGUAA